This is a messenger RNA of Danio rerio (zebrafish), 1634 nucleotides long. Lineage: Eukaryota; Metazoa; Chordata; Actinopteri; Cypriniformes; Danionidae. The record is from RefSeq and is a predicted model, not a curated record.
AUGUUAUUUACCGUACUUGGAGUAAUUGCUCUCUUCCUGAGAGAAAGAACCAUCAAUUCCACCGUCUCAGGUCAAGAUGAAAGCUUCGACCGUCAAGGACUGGUCACGGUACCCUCCGUGGCCAACAGUGAUGGUCGAGAAAUCGGUGACUGGUGUGAAGAAUCAUCUUUGCAUCUGGAAGAACAGAUCAAUGUUCAGACUGAGGAACCGUCACUGGAGGAACCUGUUGAUGGCCAGAGUGAAGAUCCAUCACUGGUAGAGCCUGACAGUGUUCACAGUGAAGAACCAUCACUGGUAGAGCCUGACAGUGUUCACGGUGAAGAACCAUCACUGGUAGAGCCUGUCGAUGGUCACAGUGAGGACUCGGCCAGCUCCUCCAGCAGUGAUGAUGUUCCUCUAAACUCAUCCAGCAGUAGUGAUGACUACCCCCAAGAGAUUUACUCAGCCGGAUUCAACUGUAGUAGUGAGCUCACAGCCAGCUCCUACAGCAGCUUCAUGUCUGCUGAGUCUGGCUGUGGUGAUGACGCCUCUACAGAUUUUCUGUCUGCUGAGUCCGGCUGUGGUGAUGACCCCUCUACAGAUUUUCGGUCUGCUGAGUCUGGCUGUGGGGAUGACCCACCUCCAAAUGUGGUCUCUGCUGAGCCCGGCUGUAGUCAUGAUGACCCUCCAAAUGUGGUCUCUCCUAAGCCUGGCUGUAGUCAUGAUGACCCUCCAAAUGUGGUCUCUCCUAAGCCCGGCUGUAGUCAUGAUGACCCUCCAAAUGUGGUCUCUCCUAAGCCCGGCUGUAGUCAUGAUGACCCUCCAAAUGGGGUCUCUGCUAAGCCCGGCUGUAGUCCUGAUGACCCUCCAAAUGUGGUCUCUCCUAAGCCCGGCUGUAGUCAUGAUGACCCUCCAAAUGUGGUCUCUCCUAAGCCCGGCUGUAAAGAUGACGUCGAUCAUGGGGCAACCUGUCAGACAGAGGGCGCUGUUCCACCUCAGCCAGAAGAGCAGAAGGAUAAAGACACACACAUUAUUGAGGUCAACUCACAGAGCUAUGAAAUUGGCGCUAAGCUGGGCAAAGGAGGCUUUGGAACCGUUUUUGCAGGGACCCGUUUACAAGAUGGCCUUCCGGUGGCUUUAAAAUUGGCCGAUUUCAAGGACAAGCGAUUCAUCCGUGUUGAUGAUUUUGACCAGCCACUUCCAGCGGAGAUCGCUCUGCACUUUCUUGCUUCUAAAAGCCCCAAGAUUAAACAAGUUGUUCAGCUUCUGGACUGGAAGGUGGAGGACAGCUGCUACCUUAUGGUCCUAGAGCGGCCUGUACCCUGCAUGAGCUUAACUGAAUUUGUAAGAAACCACAGAGGUAACAUCGCAGAGGACGUGUUACGGAAAAUCAUGCUCCACGCAACAACUGCAGCUGACUUGUGCUGCAAACGCAAAGUGUUUCACCGCGAUAUCAAGCCUGACAACUUACUGAUUAACCCAGAGACCUUUGAAGUCAAAUUGAUUGACUUCGGCUGCGGUGAACUCCUUACUGACGGCUUUUACAAAGAGUUUUGUGGUAUGUAAAUCCUUCAAAGGUCUACAGAGCUCUUGUUCACAUUCACUGUUGUUUAUCUAUACCAGGGGUGCCACAGCUUAGUCCUAGAGGGCCGGUG